GUAAAGGUGAAAAAGUGAAAAAACGAAGCAGGCAGAAGUUUGUUUUUUGUAAGAAAAAGCAAUACUUUUAUAUCGAUUCCAAAUUGAACAGUGUUCUGAAUUUUCGGUACUUUUAUUAAAUUUGGCGUUUAUAGCAAUAGAAAAUUGUGCAUCAUCGGAAUCAGAGCAUGAAAAUGAAGAUGCCAGAUAUUAAUAUUGGUGGCGGCAGCUCAAACAAUGGCUAUUCAACAAACGGCAACUACAGCGACAACUACGAUUCGGACCCAGAGGGCUACAUUACGCCUCCGGACGAGGAUAGCUCAGUAGGUGGACCGAACUACGAUGAGGAUUUUUCCGAAUACAUGUGGAUGGAGAAUGAGGAAGAGUUCGAUAAACAAGAGAUGCAACGAUUGGAGGAGGAAGCUCUGAUGGAACAGUGCAUCGAAGCAAUGCUUCGUGAUGAGCUUGAGGCGCAAGAGAACGAGGACGAGGAAAUUAAUCAGCUUCAGAAUGAUUCCACAAAAGUACCGGAAAGUUCGAACAGUUUGUGCAGCGCGCUGUCUUCGCUACAAGUUAAUAAAGAACGAAAGGUCGAUGUUGAAAUGUCUACGUUGAAUCCCCUGGCAGUAGAAUUUGUGCCAUUAAAAGUUCCACCAACUUUUACUUAGGCGGCAACUAGGAUCUCACUCCAACAGACACACAUACUCGAGGUAGGCCAAACGUAAAGAAUACUCAAGUUGCGUACAAAAAAAAAAGGAAACAGGAGCAAGCACACCAUUGUUACAUUGCACUUACUUUUCUGUGAAAAGUAACGUUGAGUAUUGUUGCGAGGAUUUACGAUUAACGGAACACUGAACGGAUUACGAAAGAUCGCACGAAAGUAUGUACAUGCAUUAAGGGAAAAUUGAACAUUAUAUUGGAUGGCGUAUGCUUACAACAAUUAUUAAGCUUUUUGAGUUCGCUCUGCUGAUGACUCGAGAUUAAGUGAUCACAAAAAAAAACAAGCAAACGAUAUACAACCAAAUUCUUAUUUUAGAAGUUGAUUGUGACUAAAACGAUAAAAAAAGUCCAGAAUAGGCAAUUAAAUUUGUGAUAGUUGUUUUUUGGUAACUUGUAAAGUUUGAUUAUUUUUCAAUCAGAAUAUUAUACAACGAAUUCAAUUUUUUCAAAUAAAAAUACUUGGCACUGCUAUUUUUGAAAACUAAAAACACUAAGAAUAGUGAGCAAAAUUAAUUUUUCGCAUAUAACAUACAUGCUGACACUGAUGGACACAAUUUCUUCUGUUUGCAAUAUGUGUUGGUCAGUGAUAAAGGGUUUAUUUGUUUAUUAAAGUUCUAGCUAAAUUUUUUGUGUUUGAGAAAAUUUAAGCAACCAACACUUUUAUUCAGAAACAACUGUUGAAGAUCUAGUGCUCUAUGGGGUAGGUUCAGACACAUAUCUUUGAAUGUAUAGUUCUUUGUCAAAGCUACUUACUAACUGCGAUUUCAUCAAAAAUUGACCUACUGUUUUGUUUAUGGAACUUGAUUGAAGACAUAAUAUUACGGAAUCAGUUUGGCGGCAAUUGUAAUAGAAACGAGAUACUGUAAUGAAUUAGUGCAAAACAUAGUUCCUUAGUUCAGUAAUAAAUAGAUAAAUAUCAUUUGCCGGAUACAGUAGCGCUCAGACAGGUUCAAAUUGUUAUUGCAGUUGCAACUAAUAUUGUAACCUAGUAUCCUUACAGUUAGCAGAGCAUAAAAAAUGAAAAAAAAAGUGCAUAAAACGAACUAAAACUUAAAAAUGCUGUUACUCUACUGAUUUGAAAGUGUCAAAUAGGACAUGUCCGUUUUGUUUACCUAUAGAAUGUUUCCUAAGAGCCGGUAGUUGGCGAUUCGCAUAGAGAAGUUUCAUAGGAGCUUAAACCGCUAGCUGGGAACAAAGCAAUGAUUGAUGGCAAGCUUGAAACAAUAUUAAUAGGGGGAUUGUGGAACUGGAAAAUAAUGUAUCAAUCUGUGAUACGUAGCUUCUACGUUAUCUUGCGAAAUGUACACUGUAUUUUUUCUCUUAUUUCUUAUAUUUUGUAAUUGGAUGAAACAUUUAUUAUUCAAAGAACACUCACGGUAAUAUAUAAAGAAAACCCAUAAUGAGAGAAUUAAUUAAUAAAAUCCUGUACUUGCAUUUAAAACGAAGAAGUGAAGUAUCCAAUUUUAGUCCUUCCUGUUUUAUAGUUGUGAUUUUUUUUUAUUUAUUUACUAAGUAAGAUAGCAGCGCAAAAAUACAUUUUAUUGUAAGAAAAGUGAGUUCAAACAUAAGUAUCAAACGUGUGAUAGUAAAAAUAAAAUCGUAUGAAAAUCAUACAA
This is a messenger RNA of Malaya genurostris, 2315 nucleotides long. RefSeq names its product polyadenylate-binding protein-interacting protein 2 (gene Paip2). The transcript has 3 exons. Bases 168 to 647 code for a protein of 159 amino acids. Gene Ontology annotation, molecular function: mRNA regulatory element binding translation repressor activity. Lineage: Eukaryota; Metazoa; Arthropoda; Insecta; Diptera; Culicidae. The record is from RefSeq and is a predicted model, not a curated record. Gene Ontology annotation, biological process: negative regulation of translational initiation. Gene Ontology annotation, cellular component: cytoplasm.